AUGACCCGAGAAGGUCUUGAAAGUUCUCUGAAAGUUUAUGUUUAUAUCACUGUCCCCACAGGUGAUAUUGGGAUGGAACAAGGGCUGGAGACCCCCACACUGGCAGCUGUCUCUUCAGAAUCGCCUCUCUGUGUGCUACAUUCCAACAGUGAUGACCUUCUGCAGGAAGUGGUUAUCAGUGAUUUGACAGCAAGGGAGUCACCUGACUUUGGAGAGGUCUCUGACUUGAAUCACAAUGUGUGGAUCCUGCAAGAUGAAAAUAUUGUGUCAGUUCCCCGGAAGGAAAGUGUGACUCCCGUCACUGUCACUGUCCUCCCCUGCAAUUACCCGGUAUCUCCUGAGAAAAGCACAAGUUUUCCCAUUUAUUUGGGAAUUAAGGAUCCAGAAAAGUGUCUGUCCUGUGAGGAAAUUGAAGGGAAACCCACACUGCACCUGAAGGAUGAGAAGAUCUUAGACCUGUACAAUAAGCCCGGACCUGUGAUGAACUUCCUCUUCUACCGAGACCAGGAUGGCAGGACCUGCACCUUUGAGUCAGUGGCCUUCCCUGGCUGGUUCAUCGCCUCCUCUGAUAAGGGCAAGCCCCUCUUCCUCACUUCCAACCCAGGGGGAACAGACAAUACUGCUUUUAUAUAUAUUGAUUACAGUUAG
Messenger RNA from Sorex araneus (European shrew), 648 nucleotides. Its product is annotated as interleukin-36 gamma-like. The transcript is spliced from 5 exons. Gene Ontology annotation, biological process: inflammatory response to antigenic stimulus; positive regulation of gene expression; cytokine-mediated signaling pathway. Lineage: Eukaryota; Metazoa; Chordata; Mammalia; Eulipotyphla; Soricidae. The coding region runs from base 1 to 648 and encodes 215 amino acids. Gene Ontology annotation, molecular function: cytokine activity. The record is from RefSeq and is a predicted model, not a curated record.